CGUCGGUACCUUGGGUAACACCAUGAGAUUGUGUUGUAGGAUCAUGAUCCCGGUGAUGGUGUGAUACAUAGUGCUGGUGCCCAGAAGCGUCCAACGGUGGCAAUAGCAGUGCGACGAUAGCGGUGAUGAAUGAUAUGAUUGUGAUGAUAUUAAUGGUGAUCUUAUGAUAGUUAAAAGUAAUAAGGGUAACUGAUAAAUUCAUUAAUGGAGGAACUGUAUGCAAUUUUUCUGACAAGGACAUGGCGGCCGCCACAACCCGCUGCAUGGUCGAAACGUGUCGACCACCGCCACCAGCGUGUCCACCUCUCGCCACGUGUGGCAUUGGCCGCCCUCUCAUGCAGCGUGGCCGCGUGUCCCGUGUUGCCGCCCUUCUCUUCCUGUUGGAGUACACGGCUGUUCCCUUACGCCUUUCGUGUUACACCCACCCAACCCAAGGAGGCAGAGUGAGAUGGAGAGGACAUCUUCCAUCGAGUUAGAGCCUCGAACCCUCACGUACGCUGAGCUCCAGAAUGCGAGGGAGGCAGCAAUGUUGAUACUGAGCAGCAAGUCGUUAGAAGAAGCCAUUAAGAUCUUCACAGAGGGUGUAAAACCAGUGCCGUGCAUAAAAGACAAAACUUACAUCAAUCGCAUGGAUAACGAUGACGAGGAGGAAGAAGAGGACGACGACGAGAUGAUGGAUUACCUUGGAAUGGAGCAAACGUAUCGGCCAUCGUUUUAGCCGUUCGUUGCUUCUUUUGUUGCCCGUAUUGACGGCAUGAGUUGCUAAAAGAUUUUCGAGAGGAAGAGGGGGAAAUGUUUGUGAGGGAGAUCGAAGGACGUGAUCCGAGUACUUGUCAGUUCGCUUGUACAGAAAAGAUACAACUUAUACAGCAUAUUUGAUGUGCCAUCGGCAUUUGUUAUAUUGUGUGUAGGUUCUCUGUAUCCUCUAUAACCUACGAAAGCUCCGAUAAGGGGACAGAUGUGUUGCGAUGAAGUGGGCAAAGGAUAACCUGUCAAGGCUAUGACGAGGGGGCAGAGGUGUUGUGAUGAAGUGACAUGAAUUGCGAUGUCGAGAAGACGGAGGGAGGGAGAAAGGAGUGUGUGAUAGAAAGAAAAAAAGAAAUAGAUGGUGAUGAAUUAUCUUCGUUGUUCAUUGUUCGUCGUCAGAGAAAUUAUUUUUUCUCGAAAGAGUAUGAUGGAGAAAUCAUUUUUUCUUGAUGGAGU
This is a messenger RNA of Musa acuminata AAA Group (dessert banana), 1203 nucleotides long. RefSeq lists its product as uncharacterized. The coding region runs from base 449 to 718 and encodes 89 amino acids. Lineage: Eukaryota; Viridiplantae; Streptophyta; Magnoliopsida; Zingiberales; Musaceae. The record is from RefSeq and is a predicted model, not a curated record. The transcript has 3 exons.